Messenger RNA from Chara braunii, 3562 nucleotides. The record is from the annotation of a GenBank genome assembly. Lineage: Eukaryota; Viridiplantae; Streptophyta; Charophyceae; Charales; Characeae.
CCAAGCCGACUUUUUUCUCCUCAUCCUCUUCUUCUUCUUCUUCUUGUCAUAUCUCACUGGUGGCCAUGACGGGGGGCGGCGAAGAACGAGGCAGCCGGCGAAGAGCAACGGCAGCGGCAAACGCUAAAGGACCUGCAGUGCCUGGUGUUGACAAGCCUGAAUCGAGUACGCGAAGGACGACAUCUGCACUGGCUACUUCAGUUGGCGGGGGAAAGGAGCCCACCCCUGGAACCGACGCAAGCUUGUUCCAGGCGAAGAGUGAGUCGGAUCAUGUUGCGCUGGGAAAGAAAAACAAGCCUAACGACAAGAACACGAAGUACUUGUUGAGGAAUUACAAGGGAGGCGAGGCCGAAUCGGAUGUGCAUCGUGGUGAUGCAUCACAUGGAGAGGAAGGUUUGGAAGAUCUGCAAACAGAUGAGCCCCAGGCACCGCCUGUUGCAGGGCGGGCAGUUGCCGGCAUUGCAAACAUGCUCGCCGAUGCACUUGAUGAGGCUGUCGACGCGGGAGGUGCAGCGGAGAGCGGAGGCGGUGAGGAAGGGCAAGGGGCUGRCAUUGCUUUCAAUUUCUUGAACAUGGACACGACUCAGACGUUGCAUGCCGUUUACCUGGAGGUAGCGAACGCGAGGCCGAAGGUGAAGCUACCAUCAUACAACUACAUGAGGACAGUCAUGCUGGACAUCAUCUACUUGAAGAUCCAAAAGGAGGUGAACCCGAUGACGAGGUGUUGGGACUCGACUGGAUGCACGUUCAUCACUGACGGGUCAACUGACCUCAAGAAUCGGCCAGUGAUGAACUUCUUGGCGGCGGGGGAACAAGGGGCGGUGCUCGUGACGACGGUGACAAUGAGUGGCAGGAAGAAGAAUGUAGUGGCGUUGGCGAAGCUAUGGGAGCAGGUAAUGAGGGAGAUUGGACUGCAACGCAUCAACGCGAUCUGCACCGACAACGCCGAAGUUAACAAGAAGGCGGCGCAAAUCCUAGAACGGCGCAAGGACAAGGACGUGGCGAGAAUUCUGUGGGUUCCUUGCGGGGCACACUGCUGCAGUCUCCUUCUCAAGGAUUUGGCCAACCUGUCGUGGAUCAAGGGCACAGUGAAAACCGCGAACACAAUCGUCAAUUUCAUCCGGAAUCAUCACGCCACACACGACUUGAUGAUGACCGUCGAUGACUCGUUGUCCUUACUUCGUCCGACAAAAGUGCGGUUCAGAUCUGUGUACCAGAUGCUUCAACGACUAGCAGACAGAGAGGAUGUUCUUGUCACGAUGGUGGAUGGGAGGGCGGCGUCAAAGUGGAGAGCAUUGAGAUGGUCAGGGGAAAAGUUGCGCAGGAGAGCCGUCCUCGUGUACUACACAGUGAGGUCGGAGGCACGGUGGCCGCAGGUGAGGAAGAUUGUGGACAUCAUGCACCCUAUCUUCCAGUUGCUGAAAAGAAUGGAUGCAGAAGGCACGCCUCCCACCAAUCUUGUUGAGUACGAUGAUAUGAUUCGGCGGAAAUUGACGAACGUGGUGCUGACGCAGAAGGAGCGGGAGGAUGUCAUGGAAAAGGUGCGUGACCGCGUGCAAAUGAUGAGGCAGCCGGUUCAUGCAGCUGCAUUCGUUCUUGAUCCACGGCGGCGGAAUGAACGCUGGCUCUUCGAUCAGAACAGUGCAGUGAUGCAAAAUGCAAUGCGCUACUUCUUGAGGCAGAUUGGGGGUGAGUGGAACAACCAGGAACAUUCUGACUUGUGGGCGGAGUUGAUGGAGUUCCAAAAAGAGCCCGCGAGGGUUGCUACGGAGCAAGUGAAACAGUUUUCACCUUUGGCAGUAGCCGAUGCAGAUCCCAGGGGUCGAUCCCUUGACCUCAGCUUACCUGUUCUGAUUGCACAAGUGUGCGCGGAGCCCGGGAAAGCUAUGAAGAAGCGCAAGGAUGAGCACAUGUGGAAACAACCGGCGGUGGACGAUGUGAGGAGGCUUAACCCUGCGACCUGGUGGGCAGCACAUGGCGGGGAUGUACCAACACUUCAGGGAAUUGCAAUCAAGGUUAUGGGGAUGUGGAGCACUGCGACCCCCGCUGAGCGCAACUGGGCCUCCAUCGACUUUCUCCACACGAAGAGACGAAACAGUUCGUCCCCAACAUCCCUCGAGAAACUCGUGUACAUACAUUGGAACAUGCAGUUGCUGCGAGCUCGACACCACAAGGAUAGCGGGUUCGCUGAUGUCUGGGGUUUGUUCUUCGAGCCAAUCAUGGAGCCAGAACAGAAUGACGGGUCCACGCUGGCGACUGGCACUCAGGAUGCUGCUGAAAAAGAGGAUGAGGAGAUGAGGCAAAGAAACAUGGCGAAGGCUCCAAAAAACAGGAUCCCCCAAAACCUUCUCGAUUCCGACACUAGUGACAGCAGCGACCUCGAGGAUAUGGUGUGGAAGGGGAAGUGCUGGAAUGAGUCAUCAUCGGAGGACUGCAGCGAGGACGAGGACUCCGAUUUCGAGCUCGGUGUGGUGCCUGCAGUCUCGGCGACCACGUAUCUCGGCAGGCGAACCAGGCCACAGGACAGGGAGCUCGAGCUUGAGCCUACGUCGGUCGUCGAGAGAGUGGACACCGACGUAGAGUUUUUGCUGCACCGCCACGAUGACCCGGACGAGGAAGAGGCCACCCGAGCGAAGGAGAUGGCGGACAGGGAUCGUGAACUUGUGGAGAGGCGGGUCGCUGAGGAGGAGGCCCGUCGUGCAGCGAUCCCUACACGCAGGGAGAGGGAGAGGAAUGCUGCACAGCAGGAAAAGCGUGGGGGCGAGGCCCUGAAGGAAAUGGACGGGGAUGUCCAGCCUGCCGUGGAGAAGGGCGAGCAGCAGCAAGGGGAGCCUGCACACGCAGCGGAAGAACAGCAAGCACCAGUUGUCGUGUACACGCGCAGGCUCCGCCCAUGCGUGGAGCAACAAGUCGGAGUGGAGGGAGAGACCACCGACCAGCAGGUUGCAAUUGGCGAGAGGGGGAAGGAGCAGCUGGAAGAGCAGCAGGCCGCAGAGGACAUCGGCACGCCCCCUUUCCCUGAAUUCAACGAUGCUCUCCACCAUGACAACCUCUGGAAGAGCAGGGCAGGCAGGAAGAGGAAGGCAACAGCGGAGUYCCCCGAAGYGCCCCGACGUGGCCGUGGAAGGCCCAGAAAAAAAAAGGCAGUGGACAAGACUGCGUUGCAGCACGGGCGCCGCAACACUAAUGCUCGCAAGAAGCGUGUCAUUAGUGACGAUGACCCGGACAGUGAUGACAGUCCCUGGCGGUCACUUGAUGGGGGGAUGAGCCCAUGCCACUCCGAUUAAGGGAUCAAGGGACAGUUGUGUGUUUGUGUGUGUUUGUGUGUGUGUGUGUGUGUGUGUGUGAGAGAGAGAGAGAGAGAGAGAGAGAGAGAGAGAGAGAUUCAUUUUAUGAACAGGAAUGGUGAUCCCAAACUCCCCAGAGCAAGUUCGGUGCUGCAUAACUUCUUUUUAUAUGUCUUCUUCUUCUACCACUUUUUCUUCUUCUUCUUCUUCUUCUUCGUCUUCGUCUUCUUCUCCUCCUUGUUCUGUAGCCUUGUGUGGUAUGGCUUCCUUGAAGA